AAUCCACCACAGUAAUUUUGGUUCAGAAAUAAAGCAGGUAAAUGCGGUAUCCUCAUAGCGAUUUCUCACAGAGUUCAUAGGAAACAGGGAGCAUGGUGUCAGAAAAAGAAAAACUAUAUUAUUAGGAACUUAAAAGAGAAAGAGAGGAAACUAGACAGGGAAAAAACAGGAAGCAGGACAGUUGCUGUUACAGUGUUAAUGAUUAAGGAUUUAAAGAUGAGAGCUGUGAGUAUUUUUUUGAACCUGUACUGAACAUCACAAAAAGCACAAGUCCUUUUAACAAGUACUGACACUGAAAACUCUUUUUCUAUUCUCAGUCAGUAUGCCUUCUGUUUAAAGGAGUAACUACUACAUUUAAUGGAAAUGGAGGUUUUUAAGAUUCUUGUACUGCUUCAGGCUCUUGUUCUCUGUCAAGCUAAACUGUACAUAAACCAGGCCUCCACACCGUGCUCCUGGGCUAUAACCUCUGCAGAAGAAAAUCAGAGUUUGGAUGUGGCUAUUUUCACUAAGCAAUCCCUUUUACCACUUGCUACUCGGAUCUGUCAGGGCCUCGGCUGUGGUAAAGUCUACAAGCUAAAUGAGAACACUGCACAUGGAAAUGCGAGCUGUCUCACAGGCUGCAGCUACCACAACAACCAGCUGAUCAACUGCUCAAAGGUUCAUAGCAUCGACUGCAGCAUUCUCUCUGGGGCUGUUUGUGAUGCUCCCUACAUAAUCCCAGCAAAUAACCAUUGUGUCUGGAAAAUAACAUCUCCAGCACCUGAAUCCGCAGUCAUUUUAACCCCAGAGUCCCUGCUCAGACUGUCCAAUGAAAUAUGUCAGAACUUCAACUGUGGAGAAGCGUUUCCACAGAAUAACACAAAAGCACCAGACAACAGUUCCUGUCUCACUGAUUGCAUCUAUCACAACUCCUAUUUAAGGAACUGUUCCACUGUGGUCAGAAAUGACUGCACAAAUAUGUCUGAAGUCAUCUGUGGUAAACACGAAGUCAGAUUGUCUGGAGGUAGCCAUAAAUGUGCUGGACGGGUGGAGCUGUGGAACGCUGGACAGUGGGGAACAGUGUGUGAUGAUGAGUGGGAUAAGCAGGAUGCAGAUGUGGUCUGUGCUCAGCUGAACUGUGGAUAUGCAAUCUCUGUUAAUGGGCAGGACGGCCCCUAUACACAGGGUAAAGGUCGUAUUCUCAUGGAUGAGCUGAACUGCACAGGGAAGGAGAGGAGCCUGUGGGAGUGUCCUGCAGUCAGGGAAGGUCAUGACUGUGGACAUAAGGAAGAUGCUGGAGUGGUGUGUUCAGAAUAUAAGGCUCUGAGACUCACUGGUGGACUGGACCGUUGCUCAGGCAGAGUGGAAAUCCAUCGGAACGGUUCAUGGGGUACAGUGUGUAAUGAAUGCUGGGAUAAGCAAGAGGCAUCCAUGGCUUGUUCCAUGUUGGGCUGUGGGACAGCAAAAAAAUUUGAAGCCUUUGAGACACAUUUUACCCACACAAAUGGAUCACUGUGGUAUUACUUUUGUAAGGGUGGCCAUAAAACCCUUUGGGAGUGUCUGGAGAUAGAAACAAGUAAAGUCUCACAUUUACAACAGACCUGCAGAAACUCAAUGGCUGCAGGAGUGAUUUGUAAUAACUCUCUUGGCCUGCCUGUACCAACCACUCCAGUUGUAAGUACGACAACAGUAACAACAAUGCAACCCAACCCAGAUGCUCUCACAAUGAUUUGGACUCCUGAAUUACUGGGCUGCAUCAUACUAUCCUGCAUUCUUUUAAUUGCAAUUCUCUCGAAUAUAAUCAUGUGUUGCUGUUCAAAAAAGAAAAGAAAAGCUCUUGAGGUUCAGCAGAGAUUUGCCAGUUUACAAACCAAUGCUGCAGCUGAAGAGAACAACUAUAGAGAUUCAAUCCACCUUGUUAAAGUCACCAACAAUGACACGGAUGCCGCUCCACCCAUCCCACCACAAAUAUGGACUCAGAGUAGUGUAGAAAGUACUUCCUAUGAUACAGACUACGAAGCCAAUGACAGCGCUCCAAGUGGUGAUUUCACCCUGUCCACCUUCCGCAACUCUAUGCGGCAUAAUGCAGAUGGUCGACCUCCUGCUGUGAAGGGCCCACAUCUGCAGAUGGUUACUGAAGAGGACACAAGUGCUGGAGUGCAAGGAUACCUACAAGCCCCCUUCGAUACAUUUCAGCGUCUCUCUGCAACACCUAGUGCGGACUCAUUUGACACAUCCAGCACCUCAUCUGGGGAGGUUUAUGAAAAUACAGGUCACAACACAGCAGAUCUGUACAUGGAGAAUUAUGAACAUCCUGGAGAAAUCAUAAGUGACCUGCCACUUGGAGUGUCUGGAGAGAGUAUCAACCCGAGUGGUGGAGAAGAUUCCCCUAUUUACUCUCCUGUAUCCGCUGAUGUAGAUUUCAUCUCACAUGACACUGAUGACCAUGGCGAAAGUGAUGACUAUGAUGAUGUUGUUGGUUACCCACAGACACCACUGAUGUAUUGAGUUCCUUUUUUAAAAUUCAUUCUGAAUUUAAAAUUCCUGAGAAUCCCAUUUUCUUGUACCUUCUGCAAUUACAGUAUGUUUCACUUCUGUGUUAUGAAUAGUGUGUGAUAAUGUAAAGACACAGUGGCCAUGUAUUUAGAGUACUGAUCUAAAAUAGGUUUUGUGUGUGUGUGUCUGUCUGUCUGUCUGUCUGUCUAUUUGCACUAAAACGAAAACAACAGCAGUUUCAGUCUGAGCAUGUUAAUAUGUAUGUAUACUUACAUCUGGAAGACCAGAACAAUAGUAAGAAAUAGACUCAUAUAAAAAAAAAAAGUUACAUAAAAUGUUGGCCAGUUUAUCUUUUAUUUAAAAAAUGUGAAAAGUUGG
Clarias gariepinus (North African catfish) is the source of this 2853-nucleotide messenger RNA. RefSeq names its product deleted in malignant brain tumors 1 protein-like. The record is from RefSeq and is a predicted model, not a curated record. Gene Ontology annotation, cellular component: membrane. NCBI's taxonomy places the organism in Eukaryota, Metazoa, Chordata, Actinopteri, Siluriformes, Clariidae. The transcript has 15 exons. Bases 358 to 2487 code for a protein of 709 amino acids.